GCGAACUGCGCACAAUGGCUACGUCCAAGGGUGCAAACACCUAUAAUCGUCAGAACUGGGAGGAUUCGUCCUUCCCAAUUUUGUGCGAAACAUGUUUGGGUCCGAGUCCGUUCGUCCGUAUGAUGAGAGAACGGUAUGGCAAAGAAUGCAAGAUUUGCGACCGUCCAUUUACCGUUUUCCGUUGGUGCCCUGGUCCAAAAGCACGGUUUAAGAAGACUGAGGUUUGUCAAAGCUGUGCCAAGGUGAAGAAUGUUUGUCAAACCUGCAUAUUCGAUUUGGAGUAUGGUCUGCCGGUGGAAGUCCGCGACAAGGCUUUACGAAUGUCCCAACAAAUUCCAAAAAAUGAUGUUAACCGCGAAUACUUUCACCAGCAGAUUGAGCAACAUUUGGAAACUGAUGGGGAUGUGACUGCGCCGUACGGUGGCCACCAGUUAAUUGGAAAGGCGCUGUCAAACACAACAGCAGCAAGUAGCUCCAGUGGUGGAGGAGGAACGGAUCUAUUGCUCAAACUGGCCCGCACAGCACCCUAUUAUCGACGCAACCGGCCGCACAUUUGUUCUUUCUGGGUAAAAGGCGAAUGUCGUCGAGGUGAGGAGUGUCCAUAUCGCCAUGAGAAGCCGACCGAUCCAGAUGAUCCACUGUCGGAUCAGAACCUAAAGGACCGAUAUUACGGUCACGAGGAUCCGGUUGCUGCCAAAUUGCUGUCCAAAUACGAUGCUAUGCCCAAGCUUGUUCCCCCAGAGGACCGUACGAUCACUACUCUAUAUAUUGGUAGUAUACCGGAUGAAGUGACAGAACGUGAUCUGCGCAAUCAUUUCUAUCAGUUCGGUGAAAUUCGUUCGGUCAACCUUCAUCCCAGACAGCAUUGUGCGUUCAUUCAGUUCACUACACGCCAGUCCGCUGAGAAAGCUGCCGAACGGUCCUACGAACGUCUUAUUUUGGGUGGCCAUCGGUUAACCGUGAACUGGGGUAAGUCACCGGCUGCUUUAGCUGCUGCAAACACUGUUUCAGGGGCUGACAGUAGUGACUCGAUUAGUCUGCCACCGGUUCCCGGGUUACCACUUCCUCCGAUCUUGCCACCAGCCGCUUUGCUUGGAAAGGCAGCCUUGAGUUUGAGUGGAGGUUUCCUGCUUUCACAACCACCGCCGCCUCCACCACCAGCGACGGAAGGAUCCAUGACUGGGUUUUCAUUAGCUCCUCCACCCCCGCCACCACCAUCCACACAAGCCUCUGGAUCACGUUCUUCGUUCUCCGUCCAGUUAGCGCCGCCUGUGUCUGAACCACCACCUCCAGGAGAUGUUUUCCUUCGGGGACCACCACCACCACCGUUACCGCCACCGCCUCCUCCACAUCCGAGCACCAUGGGUUUGACCAGUGCUCCCCCACCUCCACCACCGCCAACGCUAACAUCUAAUGUAACGGAACAAUUGAUGGGCAAAUCAGCUGCUCCGCGAUUCCCGUCGAUGCCACCUCCGCCUCCCCCACCACCUCCACCAUCUUCAUCCAGGCGAGCUGAGGUUGGUGCCCAGGAAGCGAAUGCCGCUCAAUUGGGUAUACACUACCCGAGCCAAAAUCCUCAACGUAUGGGGAGUGUGCCGCCAUCGCAGAAACAGGACUAGGAUGGUGCUCCUUAAUCGUUGUGCUGAUAACGCAUGCUUCCUAAAUGAUUCAA
This is a messenger RNA of Opisthorchis viverrini, 1672 nucleotides long. RefSeq lists its product as hypothetical. Lineage: Eukaryota; Metazoa; Platyhelminthes; Trematoda; Opisthorchiida; Opisthorchiidae. The record is from RefSeq and is a predicted model, not a curated record. Gene Ontology annotation, cellular component: Prp19 complex; U2-type catalytic step 2 spliceosome; U2-type catalytic step 1 spliceosome. The coding region runs from base 15 to 1619 and encodes 534 amino acids. Gene Ontology annotation, molecular function: pre-mRNA binding; metal ion binding; U6 snRNA binding. The transcript is spliced from 3 exons.